ACGGCCAGCAAGCUGUCAGACAGUUGCCAUCAUUUUCUAUGGAUGUAUAAGUUGAAUCUGACAAGAGAUCCCAGAUUUGAGGAUGCAUCAAGUGAAGCUUGUGCUCCAGAAUUAGAGAAGUUCACAGACUGCAAAAACGUGAAUCAAGGAGAGGUGAUUCCUUGCCUUAUUGAACACUACGAAGGUAUUCAGUCAAAACCUUGCAGUAUCUUUCUCACCAAAAUGGCAGGCAUCAUCUUUAGUGACUAUCGCUUCAUGAGCUACUUUAUAAAGAACUGCAAUGACGACAUCGCCAAACUAAAGUGUGGAAGGCUUGAUUCAUUUAAUGAUGAAGAUGAUAGCCCACACUCACAAGGAAAAACCGUGUCCUGUCUCCGGGAACACAGGAAAGAACUUAGCAAGGUCUGCAAGAAGUCUCUCCUGAGAGUGGCCGAACUCCAGUCGGAUGAUUUCCACUUGGACCGCCCACUGUACUAUGCCUGUAAAGCUGACCGUGAAAAUUUGUGUCAUGAUGUGGUUGCCGGAGAAGGUGCAGUUUUCAAGUGUUUGUAUAAGCACCUUAGUGAUGCCAGAUUGUCUGACAAUUGCCGUUUCAAGCUGGAAGAAAGGCAACAGCUGAUAUCCGAAGAUGUACGGAUAGACAAGUCAUUUUAUGAUGCCUGUAAGGAGGAUAUUCAUGAGAAUGACUGCACUAUCGCAGGACACAGAGGAGAAGGCAGCGUAGAGGAAGAUUUAAGCAGAUCCAUUAUUUUGCUUUGUCUAGAGGAAGCACAUGGCGAAAAGAAAAAUUUAAAGCCCGAAUGUCUCCAGGAAAUGUUUGAUCUGCGCUCUGUUCUCAUGGAAGAUUACAACGUGAGCCCUGAGCUGGUCAGUGCUUGUGAGAGCGAGGUCGAGCACUUCUGCCCUCUGAAAAAGGCUGGCAAUGUUCUGCACUGUCUGAUGGAGAAGAUGGUACAGCUGAGAAAUACAGAAGAGGGGGAUGGAUUUGGCUCCGAGUGCAAAGCUGAGGUGACCAAGCUAGUUCAUGUGGUCAACCCGGGAGAAGACAUCCGCCUUGACACCCCACUCAUGCGUUCUUGUGGUGAUGUGGUCAGCCAAGCGUGCUCGGAAUACCAUGCUGGUCAAGGAGAUGUAAUAACAUGUUUGCUGGAAAACUUGGACCAUGAAGACAUGACAGAUGAAUGUGAAAAUGAACUUCUUGUGAUCCAGUACUUUGCUGCUCGAGAUUUCAGACUAGAUUUUCAUCUGUUUAGACAGUGCCGCAACGAUGCCAUAAAACUAUGUCAUGACAGUGGUUUCAGUGACCCAGCUACCAUGAAGCCAGAAGAAGGACCUCUAAUUUUUGCCUGUUUGCAUCGUCAUCUACGUUCAGACAAGGAUGUUAAGCCGUCUCGUCCGUGCAUCCAUGAAAUCAAGCGAGUGAUGAGGGAGAGGUCAGCGAGUGUGAACCUGAUGCCGGAGAUUGAGGAGGUUUGCUUAGAAGAUCUCUCCGAGCAUUGUUCUGACGAUGGAGAGCAUGUGAAGUAUGGAGGAGAGAUGGAUUGUCUGCAGUCGAUUCUUGAUGACUUGGGAGAAAAAUGUCGACUGGCCGUGAUUAACUUCACGCAGGAGACAUCAGAAGAAAUUGAGAUGGACAGAACCUUGAUUAAGUUUUGUACGCCAAUGAUCAAGAGAUUUUGCAAUGAUUUACUGAACAGUGAUGCCAUGCCUAAUGAAGUCCUGACUUGCCUGAUUGAGCAUAAGAAUGAUGACCGCAUGGUGCCAAAGUGUGCAGCUAGCAUUGAGCAUCGCCAGAUUUUAUCAUUGAAAGACUUUCGGUUCAGCAUGAAGUUCCAUGAAGCUUGCCAGGAAUCUGUGUCACAUCACUGCAGAAACAAGAAGACCAAGUAUGAUGUUGUAGCUUGCUUGAGUGAACUUGUCAGAAAUGACACCAUUAGGAACGACGGACAUGAGAGAGUAGAGGAAAGGUGCCGGAAGCAGCUGAAAUUUGAACUCCUACAGCGGGGGGAAGCAGUUGACCUUGAUCCUGAGCUGAAGGAGAAGUGUGAGCAGGAAAUUCAUGACCUUUGUCAGCAUAAGAGAAAAGGAGCCGGAGAGGUCAUGGAGUGUCUGCGGGACCACAAGAGAAAACUGGGCGACUCCUGUUAUAAAGUGGUUUUUCAGAGAGAGAGGGAUGAUGCAAUGUUUGGAGACUAUACUUUGUUGCAUGUUUGCAAGGAGAUGAUCAAGAAACAUUGCCCUACUGAAUCUGAAGAGGCUGACCUCCUGAAGUGUCUCAUAGACAAGAAGGACAUUGACAUUGAUUUUGAUGACAAAUGUGGACAAGUGGUUCAUCGUCGCCAGGUUGAGCAGACUCAAGAUGUCGAACUCAACCCUCGCUUACAGAAGGCUUGUAGGCUAGACAUCCCCAAGUUCUGCACGGAUGUAUUCAAGGACAAGUCCCCAAAAGAUGCCAGGAUGGAAGGCAGAAUCAUUGAUUGUCUGAAGAAGAAUUACGCAUUGAAGAAAAAGGAACUGACAGAAGAAUGUAGCCGGGAGGUUCAGUUCUUGAUCAAAGAAGCGGCUAUGGACAUCAGCCUGAAUCCUCUCCUGUUGAAAACAUGCAAAAGUGAUAUCAAAGAGUUUUGUGCGGACAAAAUUGCCAACCUAAAAACAGAUGAAAACGAUGACGAUGAAGAUUUUGGUGCUUUUGGGAGCGGAACCAUUACUGAAUGCCUGAAGAGUCACUUCAAAAACCUGAAGGACCCAAAAUGUAAAGAGGAGGUGGCGUAUGUUGUGGCAGAGAGUACAAUAGAUGUCCACAUGGACCCACUGCUACACACUGCCUGCCAGCAGGAUCUGGUGGCACACUGCAUGCAUAUUGUUUCUGGUCAAGGCAGACAAAUGGCAUGCUUGCUGACUUCCCUUGAGCAUAACCCAAAUACUUUCACAAAGAAAUGUAAAAAUAUGCUUCAGAGCAGGAAAGAAUUGUGGGAAUCUGCAGCCCAGGUGGCGCCAGCUGAAAGUUUUUCAGAGAUAUUAGACCAGAUGUCAGCAUCACCAGCUCGAAACUAUUUCUUUGCGAUUCUAUUCACCGUCAUUGGCAUCAUUUUUAUUGUGGGACUGACCUGCGGACGCUUCACAAAACGAGUUAGAGCAGAGAUCAAGAACAAAUAG
Candidula unifasciata is the source of this 3156-nucleotide messenger RNA. NCBI's taxonomy places the organism in Eukaryota, Metazoa, Mollusca, Gastropoda, Stylommatophora, Geomitridae. The record is from the annotation of a GenBank genome assembly.